This is a messenger RNA of Monoraphidium neglectum, 222 nucleotides long. RefSeq lists its product as hypothetical. NCBI's taxonomy places the organism in Eukaryota, Viridiplantae, Chlorophyta, Chlorophyceae, Sphaeropleales, Selenastraceae. The record is from RefSeq and is a predicted model, not a curated record. The coding region runs from base 1 to 222 and encodes 73 amino acids. The transcript is spliced from 2 exons.
AUGCCCGGCAACGACGCCCUCUCGCUCAUGGACGCAAGCAGGCAAGCCCCCGGCAGGCGCCCCACUGAACCCUUCAACUCGAUUUCGAUCUGCAACCGCGAGAUCAUCGGGAAGGUGCAGCAGGUGAUCUGCUUCGCGUUCCACGACAGCAACCUGCUGCUGGAGACCUGCCGGGAAGCUAAGGACUCGAAGAAGAUCGUCACCCUGUUCUACCUCGACUGA